Molecule: messenger RNA, 3918 nt
Organism: Effrenium voratum
Lineage: Eukaryota; Dinophyceae; Suessiales; Symbiodiniaceae
Source: the annotation of a GenBank genome assembly
AUGCCAAAGGUGCUUACGCCCCUGCUGGAGCUGGAAGCUUUGGGUUCAAAAUGCAGCGCCGGGGCGGUGGCGGAGGUCCUGCGCCGGCAUGUAGACAAAUGGCGGAGAGAGCCGAAGAAGUCAACGCUGCUUUUGAACGACCUGGCGGAGCUGGGGAAGGCCCAGGUGGCGGUCCAGGUGUUGAAAGCCAUGAGGCACCUCCAGGUGCCCGUCAACGUCUUCCACCUCAACGUGGCCAUCAAGGCCUGCCGCAGGGCCAAAGCUCCGGUCUCCAUGGCCCUGGAGCUCUUGGAGUCGGCGGAACAGAUGCAGGUUCGCCCUGAUGGUGUUACCUUCAAUGCAGCCAUCAGCGCCUGCGAUGUGCACGGCGACUGGGAAAAAGCUGUGGGCCUCCUCUCAGAUAUGGCGGCCUUUUCGCCGAACGAUAUCAGCUACAGCGCUGCCAUCAGCGCUUGCGAGGCGGCGGGCGAAUGGGCUGCUUCCCUGGCCCUCCUGCAGGACAUGUUGCAGGCUCAGCUUGUCCACCUGCCCGCCUUCAACGGAGCGCUCAGCGCCUGCGCCCGGGGCUCACAAGAAGCAAAGGCGCGGCAGCUGCUGACAGAGAUGGGACCUUUGCAGCUGCAGGCGGACGUCAUCAGCUACAACGCAGGCAUCCGCGCCUGUGAGCAGAGCAGUUCCUGGCAAAGCGCACUGGAGAUCCUCUUCGGGAUGGCGCAUGCAUCCACCCCGCCGGACACGGUGAGCUUUAACACGGCCAUCAGCGGCUGUGGCAAGGCUGGCCAGUGGCAGCGCGCGCUGCAGCUGCUGAGUUUGACGACUCCGCGCCCAGAUGUCAUCACUUACAAUGCAGCCAUCAGCGCCACGGCUCGCGAGGGCCAGUGGCUUUGGGCACUGCAGCUGUUUCGGGACAUGAAACAGAGGCUGAAACCGGACGCCUACACCCACAGCUCCGCGAUCUCCGCCUGCGCGCGCGCGGCCAAGUGGCAGAUGGCGCUGCAGCUCCUGGAAGGCGUGCCUUCCACUUCCGCGCAAAACGCGGCGUUCUCCGCGGCGCUGGGCGCCUGUGGGGAGGCGGCCCUGUGGCGGCGCGCCGUGCAGCUGCUGGAGUCCAUGCCCAGGCGCCAGAUCCAGCCAGACCAGGGCAGCUUCCAUGCGGUGGCAGGCGCGUAUGCGCAGGCCGCCCAAUGGCAACGCGCGCUGGACCUGGCUCAGCUCCUCCGGACGGAGGUGGCGUUCGCUGCGGCCAUGACGGCGGCAGAGCGGGCCGGGCACUGGCCCACGGCCCUGGCGCUGCUGGCGGCGAUGGGCUCGGCGGAGCUGCGGGCGGAUGCCGUGUGCUUCGGCGCGGCCAUCAAUGCCUGCACAGCAUGGCCCAUGGCCUUGCAGCUUCUUGAGGAUAUGGAGACGCAGGCCAUCCAGCUGAACGAGGUUUGCUUGAGUGCCGUUGUGGCCUGUGCCCCUUGGCACAUCGGCCUGCAGCUGGUGGAGGGGCUGGGCGAGCCAGGCUAUGGUGCAGCCAUCAGCGCCUGUGAAGGGGCAAGCCAGUGGGUGCCGGCUUUGUGCCUGCUAAGCGACAUGUCCAACAUCCGCCUGGCGCUUCAUACGGCGUUGGUGCCCGCACUUCGUGCGUGCAGCGCGGCGGGCAGGUGGCAAGAGGCCCUGAGCCUCACAGAGCACCUGGCAGCUACUCCCGUGGAUUUGGCGGCUGCCCUGGGCAUCGGCCUCAUGGAGUGUGAGCAGAGGCACGCCAUGGGCCCGGAGCGCGCGUUGCACCGGCGCCUGGCGGCACAGCCCAUCGCGCCGCUGGCGCAGACGGCCCUGCGCUGGGCUGCGCGCCUGCGGGCGGCGCAGCGGCGCCAGGCGCCGCUGGCGCUGGCGCCCCUGGUUGCGGAGCUGCAGCGCAGCCCCGCGGGAGGGACCUUGCCGUACCACCAGGCGGCAGCAAUGCUGCGGCACGUAGUGUCGCAGGCGCGGGCCUUCGAUGUGGACAGCAUCGUGAAAGCCUUGGAUGACUUUGGCCAGGACUUGGGCUGGGCCAAGUUCGCUGGAGGCGACAAGGGCGAGGCCAUGGUCGCGGCCUUGCGCGGGUGCGCUCCCAUGCAGUCCGACCCGCACGCGGGGGUCCUGGAGAUCGGCACCUACUGGGGCAACUCCGCCAUGCGCCUGGCCUCGGCGCUGGGGAAGGCGGUGCCCAUCACCUCGUUAGAGCUGGAUCCCGUUCACGUGGCCGUGGCGCGUUGCUUGUUGGCCUUCGCCGGGUGCUCCUCGGUCACCGUGUGCACGGGUCACAGCCAGCAGCUGCUGCCUCGCUUCUCCUCGUGCCAGGCGGUGCUCAUGGACCGUUGGGGCUCGGAGUACGACGAGGACCUUGACAUGCUGCAAAAGCUGGGGCUGGUGAAGGAAGGCACCCUGGUGGUUGCCGACAAUGUGCUCACCACGGCCGCGGCCGGGUACUUGUGGAAGACAGGCCCGGAGUCAGGGGGACCAGCCCGGUUCGCCUCGGUGCUGGUCGCUGUGCAGGAGGUGGUGGACCAAUCUGAGGACUGGCUCUCGGUGUCCCUGGCGCUCCCCGCCGCCGCCGCGGCUUCGGCCGCGGCUUCGGCGGAGCCGGCGGAACCGCCGCCGGGGCUGCGGGAGCUGCAGCGGCGCUCGGAGGCGACCAGGCGGCUGGUGGUGCAGAAGGGCGGCGAGGUGGCUGCAGAGGAGAUGCCGCAGCUGCGCCGUGAAGCUUUGGAAGUGCUGGCCCAGCACGGCUUUGCGGCGGUGAACAAAAAAAGCCUCACUGGACAAGACGUGCAGCGUGGGACCUUCGCACAUCGCCACUGCGUGAUCAAGGACCAAGCCAACGGAGCAGAUUGGUGCUUCCUGAAUAACCUGGACCUCGGGCCCCAGGAGAACUUCAUCGCCCGCAACUCCAUCCUGGCGGAGUACGCCGUGGUGGGCUUCGAGCUGGGCUACAGCUACGAGAACCCCACCGCGCUGGUGGUUUGGGAGGCGCAGUUCGGCGACUUCGCCAACACCGCCCAGGUGAUGACGGACCAGUUCAUCUCUGCGGGCGAGCACAAAUGGUUGCAGCAAUCUGGACUGGUGAUGCUGUUGCCACAUGGCUACAUGGGCCAGGGUGCCGAGCACUCUUCUUGCCGCAUCGAGCGGUUCCUCCAGUCGAGCGACGACGACGAGGACGACAUCCCGGACUUCGCGGAUGGCUUCGGACGCCGCCAGGUUCAGAAGGCCAAUUGGCAGGUCAUGAACUUGUCCACGCCGGCGAACUACUUCCACGCCCUCCGGCGCCAGCAGCACCGAGACUUCAGGAAGCCGAUGGUCGUGGCGUCCCCCAAGAACCUCUUCCGCUUGCGGCAAUGCGUGAGCCCCUUGGCUGACAUGGAGUUGGACACACGCUUCCAGCGCCUCAUCAACGAGCGUGACCCGGAGAUUGCGGCCCAUCCAGACAAGGUGGAGCGCCUCAUCUUCUGCAGCGGCAAGAUCUACUAUGAGCUUGCCGCGGAGCGGGAGAGGCUGGGGCUGAAGAACGUAGCCAUCAUCACCCUGGAGCAGUUGGCGCCCUUCCCCUUCGAUCGCGUCAAGGAGGUCAUGUCCAAAUUCUCCGCUGUGGACGAGGGGGAUGGCGUGCACCCGGGGCAGAUCAUUUGGUGUCAGGAAGAGCCAAAGAACAUGGGCCCAUGGUCCUAUGUGCGGCCGCGCUUUGUGACAACUGCGCGCGAGGGCUUUCACACGGACCUGGUGAUGCGCUACAUCGGCCGCCGCGCCGCAGCCUCCCCGGCCACCGGGUACCCCAAGCUCCACGCGGCGGAGCAGGAGGCCAUCCUCCGCGAGGCGCUGCUGGGCACUUCGGACGCGCGGGCGGAGGACAACUACUCGGUGCAGCGGCCCUCGCCGCUGCUGGGGCACCAGACCUAG